AUGCCUGUGCCGCUUUUGGUCGCUAUCAGUCGAGGUAGUUCCGCCGGAGCCCUGCGAGGGAUCGCCGAAGUCGACGCGUCAGGAGCUUUCACGGGCGCUAGCUUGCCGCCAACGCCGCGUAUCUUCUUCGGUUUCGUCUCUGCUAAGCGCCAGACGGCUGUUUCGGUCGGUAUUCUAGGAGGAAGCGGCUUUCGCAAGCCAGCUAGCGGCUUUGCUGCCAGGGAUCGUGACGUGCCCUGGCGCUUGUAG
Molecule: messenger RNA, 249 nt
Organism: Beauveria bassiana ARSEF 2860
Lineage: Eukaryota; Fungi; Ascomycota; Sordariomycetes; Hypocreales; Cordycipitaceae
Exons: 1
Coding region: 1-249 (82 amino acids)
Source: RefSeq, a predicted model, not a curated record